AUGUCGAAGCUAUCUCCUGCCCUCAAAGCUCUUAUCAACUCUCCGUAUGCGCGCCCCGGCACGAUUCCGGCUCCAGCACAGAUAAGCGCCGUAUAUGCAGGUAUAGCGAAAGAAGCAGAGCCACGGAAUGUCGGGCUAAGGGCGUGGUUUGCCGCUGCUACCGCGGCUACAAUGACCAUGAAUUCACCCGAAUCAUUGCUGCAAUUGCACCAACUUGUUUCACACGAAAAGUCUGUAGAUGAGACUGUCUAUCUGGCUGAGUUGGUAAGAGAAAUCGGCCUGAAGUGUAUCGGAUUUAAUGGUGUAGGUGAAUUUCGCGCUGGCCUACCGACCUCCAUCCAAGACGCGCUGGCCACCCAGCCACGCCGCAAUCUCAGGCCUGAAGUAGUGCCAGAUAUCCUGAACAGAGGCCAAUCGCUCUGGAAAUCCAUCUACUACCCCUUCGAGUACAAACUACAGCAGAAGCUCGCGCUGUCACAUCCGGAUUUACCGGUUCACAUCAUCGAGAGCGAGUAUGGGAAUUUAUUUGCUGAUCCCGCGUCUACGCAAGGAGCACCAGUCGUAUCAGCUACAGUCGGUCGAGUUCUGACGUCUAUCAUUGCUGUGGCGUGUCUCCGUGCUCAAACGGGUGUUGGUCCGCAGGUGAUAUCGCAUGUAUUUGGGUUAAGAAAAGCGUUUCAAGACGGUAGUGCCACAGCCGGGAAGGGAGAAGAGGUUGAAGGUGGCCAGUGGCUGGCGUCUGAUGAAGGUAGUAUAUGGCUCAUUGAAAUUGUGGAUCGCAUUGUUGAGAGUAUUGGGCGUGGCGAGGGCACCAGUUUUGCGCCGGGGUUGGCAAAUAAGGGGAAAUUAUAA
This is a messenger RNA of Talaromyces atroroseus, 852 nucleotides long. RefSeq names its product Dol-P-Man:Man(5)GlcNAc(2)-PP-Dol alpha-1,3-mannosyltransferase. The record is from RefSeq and is a predicted model, not a curated record. The coding region runs from base 1 to 852 and encodes 283 amino acids. The transcript is spliced from 3 exons. NCBI's taxonomy places the organism in Eukaryota, Fungi, Ascomycota, Eurotiomycetes, Eurotiales, Trichocomaceae.